GAUAGCUUUAAGUCUGCGGCUGGGUCACGCCUACGCUAAACCGACUGUAAUCCUCACUGGACACAACAGAGUCCUCUGCGGGCGUUUUCUUCACUUUUCCAAGUUUCUUUUUUUCCUCCCCAAACACAAACCGGAAAUGGACAAUUCUGGGAAGGAGAAGGAGGCGAUUCAGCUAAUGGCGGAUGCUGACAAAAAAGUCAAAUCUUCUGGUUCCUUCCUGGGCGGGAUGUUUGGAGGAGGACCACACAAAGUGGAGGAGGCGUGUGAGAUGUACUGCAGGGCUGCUAACAUGUUCAAGAUGGCCAAGAACUGGAGCGCUGCCGGGAGCGCCUUCUGCAAGGCCGCGCGUCUCCACAUGCAGAUGCAGAACAAACACGACUGCGCCACCAGUUUCAUCGACGCAGGAAACGCCUACAAGAAGUCUGACCCCAACGAGGCAAUCAAGUGUUUAAAUGCUGCCGUGGAUAUUUACACAGACAUGGGAAGAUUCACCAUCGCCGCCAAACACCACAUCAGCAUCGCAGAGAUCUACGAGUCUGAGCUGGUCGACAUCGAAAAGGCUAUUGCACAUUAUGAACAAGCAGCAGACUACUACAAAGGAGAAGAAUCAAACAGCUCUGCUAACAAGUGUCUGCUGAAGGUUGGAGCUUACUGCGCUCAGCUGGAGCAGUACCAGAAAGCCAUCGAGAUCUACGAGCAGGUCGGAGCGACCACGAUGGACAACCCGCUGCUGAAAUACAGCGCCAAAGAAUACUUCUUCAAAGCCUCCCUCUGCCAUUUCAUCGUCGAUGAGCUCAAUGCAAAGAUCGCUGUUGAGAAGUACGAGGAGAUGUUUCCGGCUUUUUCCGACUCCAGAGAAUGCAAACUGCUGAAGAAGCUUCUGGAGGCUCACGAGGAACAGAACAGCGAGGCGUUCACUGAGGCGGUGAAGGAGUUUGACUCCAUUUCCCGUCUGGAUCAGUGGCACACCACUCUUUUGUUGCGCAUCAAAAAGACCAUCCAGGGCGACGAAGGCGAUCUGAAGUAACGAGAAGAGUCGAGGCGGGGGAAGCGGCAUGAAGGGAACACGCCAUCAUGCAUGCUUUUACACACACACACACAUGCAGAGUUUAUUACACGAGCUACACACUGAUCUUAAUUUGCAUUGGAGUGUUUGUUGGGAGCGUAAAUCCUCUGGCCCUCACCUCUGAUCAGGGGGUUGCUGCAGAUUCUUAUGUUGUGGACUGAACUAGCAGGAGCUGCAUGUUUUUUACGGUUGAUUCUUAGAUCGGCCGGCGUUAAUUCCAACGUAGUGUUCUCUUUUUUCUUUUCUUUUCAGAACCAGACGUUUUUUUUUCUUAGAGCUAAAUAAUUGACAGAAGCAAUCAAGAAUUUUGAUUUUUUUUAUGCAUCGAUUUCACUUUUCUCAGAAAAGGGCAAUGCUAUGUAGACUGUUAAAUAUUUGUAUUCAUACACGCUGUCUUGAUUUGACUGCUGUUCCGCUCCUCCUUUAGUAAGGUUCUUAAUGCUUGCAUGUGCAAGCGGCAAUCUCUGACCGUGUUCCUUUGUAUGAUGUGGAGCUCCUUCCUGUCCUCUUGGAGUGUGGUGUGCAUUAUUACUCUCAUUUUGUGUUGUGGGUGUGUCACUGAAGGGCCAUUUCUGCACCGCACCUUUUAAAACGGCCAGUUACCGAUCAUGUGUGUCGUUCCGUGUUGUGUUCAUGCACUAGUUUUAGACCAAAGUUCCAGUUCUUUCCUGCUGCACAGACAGCAGGCUGUGGAUCUGUAUGCUUUUUCCCAGGUCAUCACUAAUAAAAGUAUUAUACCCAGAA
Molecule: messenger RNA, 1810 nt
Organism: Oryzias latipes (Japanese medaka)
Lineage: Eukaryota; Metazoa; Chordata; Actinopteri; Beloniformes; Adrianichthyidae
Gene: napbb
Product: N-ethylmaleimide-sensitive factor attachment protein, beta b
Biological process (GO): synaptic transmission, glutamatergic; intracellular protein transport; SNARE complex disassembly
Cellular component (GO): vacuolar membrane; synaptobrevin 2-SNAP-25-syntaxin-1a complex; terminal bouton
Molecular function (GO): soluble NSF attachment protein activity; syntaxin binding
Source: RefSeq, a predicted model, not a curated record